UCACACAGGAGGAGGGUGUCAGAACGUAUUGGGGAAGUCUGUUGGCUUGGAGCUACUGCAACUUUUACGCACGACUCCUGUCUCCAUGCCGCUGUUUUCCACUUGAAUAUAAGGGAUUGAUUUCCCCGCCUGCCUUUGAGUAAUGGCUUUCACUAUGCUGAGACCCGUCUCCACGCAUCCUUUCUCUUACCCCGCGGACCUAACCUUGAUGUCGGACGACGAGGAAGGGAACCGCAGCGAGAGUGACGGCAGCACCGAUCAGGGGUACGGGCGGGAGUCCGGUGGAGUUGUAGUCGGACAGCGGAACGCUGCCAACGCCAGAGAGAGACACCGGACCCAGAACGUCAACACAGCCUUCACGGCGCUGCGGACGCUCAUCCCCACCGAGCCGGUGGACAGAAAACUCUCCAAAAUCGAGACGCUGCGCCUGGCAUCCAGCUAUAUUUCUCACCUGGCCAACGUGCUGGUGGUAGGAGACGGAAGAGAGGGCGAACAGCCGUGCCUGAGUGCUGUGUACAGAGAAGUGAAGGGGGGUGGGCAGGGCAAACAGCCCCGGACUAUCUGCACAUUCUGCCUCAGCAACCAGCGCAAAGGGGUGAAGGACAGACGAGACUGUGUGAAAAUGCAUGGAAACAGUGUGAGACAGCUAAGUCGACGAUGAAAGUGUCUAAACUGGAGCAGUGUGGGAUUUUUUUCUUCCUCCCAGCAGAUAUUCCUAGAGACUUGAAGCAUCUCAGCACUACAGCAGUCCUCUUACUUUGUGAGGCUUUGUCUGGUUAUUUAGUGAGACAGGAGGAUUGCCACCUGUAUGUCUCCAGCAGUUGCCAGAAAUCCAGUACACAAAUUGUUACUGUUUGGGGUAUAGUGGAUAAAUAAUCUGAAAUUAUAACAUUGUGACAUACAAAGUGAGCAGCACUAAGAAGGUUACUUACAUACAUACAUUAGAUGAACAGAUCUUACAUGUUAGGGGAACAGAAAUCCAUACUAACCCUAGAUCCAUGAUGGGGUUACACUUAUGUACAGCACUUUGGAUCACUCACCUAAAGUAUGAUUACUAAUAGUUGGAAGCUAUGAACCAAAACAAAACAAAAAAUGGAGAAUACUUUAAAUCUGUAACAUCCUAGAACUCUGUGUCCAAGAGUACUUUGUUUUGUACUUUAAACAUUUUCAGUACAAGUACAAUUCACUUUGCAUACUCAGCAUUUACAGUGACUCAUAUCAAAUUGCACUUACAAUGAAACUGUUGAGCCUUACCACACUGAUGAUAAUAACCAGUGCUUUAACUAUUGAGUAGAAAAAGAUGCUGCUGAUUCAAAGAGUAGUCCAUCCAAAGUAGUCUUAAGUUCCUGGAAAUAUCAUAAAGAACAUAAUAAAAAUGUCAAGUAAUCCAUGAAAAUGUUAGUAUAAUUGCACAGUUUUUAAAUAUAAUUUGGGAUAAUUUAAAGAUAUAUCAGAAUACAUGAUUACAUGUCAUCUGUUAUACCACUAUUACCUGUCAAGCUAAUUGACUGAUUGAUUAUUGCACGGAGCAAUAAAACAUAUCAUCAGUGUUUUUUACUGGUUCCAAUUUACAAAUAUGGGUUUUAUCAUGCACAAAUGUUACUGAUGUCAUUCCUAUUUGUGAUUAAAAACAAAAGAAAACAAACAAACAAACAAACAAAAACAAUGGUUUGGUCUGGUCUAAUGAACAUUCACAAACACUUUGGUGCUGGUCCUCAAGAUGUUUGUGUGAAGCUUUUCUCUCAAAUAGAUCUAUGCACCUGAAUAGUUUCUGGAGUGUCAGAGAAGAUACCAGAGAGGCAAUGAUUUUAUCUACAUGUUUUUAUCUGCUUUGAGAUUAAAUUUAUUUUUACAUAGGCAUGGCUCUCUUGCAUUUUUCUGCCAACAUAGUAAUAAGCAUGUGAUGAGAUCAUUAA
Pundamilia nyererei is the source of this 1916-nucleotide messenger RNA. RefSeq names its product transcription factor 15-like. The record is from RefSeq and is a predicted model, not a curated record. Gene Ontology annotation, molecular function: protein dimerization activity; RNA polymerase II transcription regulatory region sequence-specific DNA binding; DNA-binding transcription factor activity, RNA polymerase II-specific. The transcript is spliced from 2 exons. Gene Ontology annotation, biological process: developmental process; regulation of transcription by RNA polymerase II. Lineage: Eukaryota; Metazoa; Chordata; Actinopteri; Cichliformes; Cichlidae. Bases 143 to 661 code for a protein of 172 amino acids.